AUGCCCGACGCCGAGACGGUCCUGUCUUGUGAAAGUAAAUCCCAAGUCGUUCAGGAGUCUGUGGGUAUGCACGAAGAGUACACCGGUGGAUCGCGGUCUCAGUCUCCGCCUGUUGGGAUUGUAGUCGAUCGCAGCGAAGAUGGGGACAGUUAUGACUCGGACGCAGAACUGGAUAUCGUGAUGACUACGGCAUUACUAGGGAAUGGGAAGAGGAAGCUGGCCGCCGGGGACCUGGCGGCGGCUGAAAGAGUGUUCCACAAAUGCUCUGCCAGACUUCCGAGCACUUUUGCGGACGUCUGCUUAGAUGAUCCGUCGGACACUCGGGCGAUGACUCUAGACCAUAUCUUUCGAACCGAUAGCAUCCUGGACACACCGACAGAUGGCACUUAUCACAUUGGAGUACCAACUCGCCUAUCCUAUGCGAAAGCAAAACUCGUUGGACACGAUGUUCAAGAACCACCGGCACGAAACGUUUCACUCUUGAACACGAUCGACCAGUUGCCGUCUUCUCUCGAGCACCACACACGCGACGUAGCAUCUCAGCUGAUCACUGACUGCCCAGAGACAUUACCAGAACUUGAUCAUGUUGUAGGCAGCGCUUGCCAGGUAGACGGGGUUUCAAUACCAGCCCCUUUGACGAGAAGGAAUUCUUGGACCCAGGCCGACAUUGAUUAUGAGAAAUUGUUAGGCACCGACAAGCGAGCUCCUCUCGAGUCCGACAAUCUCUCGCGCAGUAGAGCCUCGGCACUGCAACCCCAAGCUACUGACGCUUGGGAGGAGAAGAAGAUAGCGCAGCGGUCGUGGGCUCGUCGAAAUGGCAAAAGAGUCUCUCGAGCAUCCCGUGCUCGCCCUCUGCUUCCGGGACUCGAUGCCAGCACAGCUCCUAUCCCAAAACCGAGAGUCGCUGGUGUCAAUCCUGAAGUGUCAACGGCCUCUGCUGGAGUUGAGCACGGGCUCUACGGUCAGCACGAAGCUGGCUCGACAUGGGCCGCGCCCAAGAGCAUGCUCUAUGGCAGGUCUGCUGCAAGAAUGUCAAUAGAUGAGUGGCAGGAAAAGGAAUUCGCGAAGCGACUAAGGGCCCAUACAUGGGAGGUCGAUGUGAGCGCCAACGUCUACCCUUCUUAUGUGAUCGAUUCUGAGCCGGAUUUCGCUAAUGCGACCUACGCUGCGCCAUUUGCAGAGAACGAAAGGGAGCCCACUGGAAAGCAUGAUUCCGCAUUGCUACUGGGAGGCGAUCAGCAACAUGGUCUCAUGGACCACAAGAUGCAAAGUAAGGCCGACUCUGAGCUCCCUAGCUUCAAGGACAUGCGACCGGGAGAGUUCUCAACAAUGCCCGAUCGGAAUCCUGAUGGCGUACCAAGGCGUACACUGACCAGUGCGAGCGUUGUGUCUUAUGCUACAACCAUGUCCAGAGCCCGCUCAGCGGACUCUUCCACGACAAUAAAGCCCAAUAAGCGAGACAAUGAUCUGACCCCUACAGUCAGUGCGCCAUCACGACCUCCAAAGCUCGUGCUCAUUGGAGAUGCACUGUGCGGGAAAACUGCAAUCGCGAGGAGAUUUGCGGACGGUGAAUACAAUGAGUCCUGGGGUCAGAUCGGCGCUUUCAACUACAACAUGUCCGUCGAGACAGAUCGUCCGGGCAAAACAAUCGAAAUCGAUCUCUGGGACACUGCUGGACAAGAAGAGUUCUCUCCGGUGAGGCAACUGGCUUAUGUCAAGCCGCAGUGCAUUCUCAUCUGUUUUGCUGUUGAUUCGAUCGAUUCCUUCGAUGACGCGAUGCAUGCCUGGACCGGGGAAGUGUUCGAAUUCUGUCGAGAUGUACCGACCCUUCUUAUCGGUUGCAAGACUGAUCUCAGGCACCAUGCAGGGUCCUUCCCACCGCCAGUAUCGAGAGAGCAGGGAACCAAACUCGCAGCUGAGAUUGGAGCUGGGAAGUAUCUGGAGUGCUCCGCAAAGGAGAACACCGGUGUCGUAGAGGUCUUCGAGGCUGUUAUGCAGCUUGGCCUUGCACAGAAGACGAAGAAGACGACGAAGAGGAAGAGCAUCUUCGGCUUGUUAGGCUCCUACUGA
Molecule: messenger RNA, 2070 nt
Organism: Fulvia fulva
Lineage: Eukaryota; Fungi; Ascomycota; Dothideomycetes; Mycosphaerellales; Mycosphaerellaceae
Product: GTP-binding protein rhoA
Exons: 3
Coding region: 1-2070 (689 amino acids)
Biological process (GO): small GTPase-mediated signal transduction
Molecular function (GO): GTP binding; GTPase activity
Source: RefSeq, a predicted model, not a curated record